Molecule: messenger RNA, 1699 nt
Organism: Raphanus sativus (radish)
Lineage: Eukaryota; Viridiplantae; Streptophyta; Magnoliopsida; Brassicales; Brassicaceae
Product: myosin-binding protein 2-like
Exons: 2
Coding region: 63-1346 (427 amino acids)
Molecular function (GO): myosin binding
Source: RefSeq, a predicted model, not a curated record
CUCUCUCUCUCUCUCUCUCUCUGUAAGUAUUUGCACAAAAUCUGAUUCAUUCAUAUUCUUCCAUGGCGGCCAACAGAUUCGCGACGUUGAUCCACCGCAAAACAAACCGAAUCACUCUCGUCCUCGUCUACGUUUUCCUCGAGUGGUCUCUCAUCUUCUUCAUUCUUCUCAACUCUCUCUUCUCUUAUCUCAUCCUCAGAUUCGCUGAUUACUUCGGUCUCAAGCCUCCUUGUCCCCUUUGCUCCAGACUCGAUCGGUUCUUCGAAGCCUCCGGUAAAUCUCCUCCUCCCCACAGAGAUCUUCUAUGCCAUGAUCACGCCCUCGAGGUUUCCACACUACACUCGAAACCUCUCGCUGAAUCCAAGGGUUUCAUCAUCAACGAAGAUGGUUGUAACAAAGAAGUUGUUACUAUGGCAAAGGAAGAAGAAAAUAGAGUGAAUCUUGCUGUGGAGGCCCAAGAAGUUGCUCAGGGAACAGAUGGUAAGCUGAAGUUGGAGUUAGAAGAGGAGAGAAAGGCUCUCGAUGCUUUAUACGAGGAGCUGGAGGAAGAGAGGAGCGCGUCUGCGACUGCAGCCAAUGAAACAAUGGCGAUGAUCAACAGGCUGCAUGAGGAGAAAGCCGCUAUGCAGAUGGAGGCCUUACAGUGCCAAAGAAUGAUGGAGGAGCAAUCCGAGUUCGAUCAAGAAGCCUUGCAGCUGUUGAAUGAGCUUAUGGUGAAACGAGAGAAGGAGAACGCAGAGCUCGAGAAGGAGCUAAAGGCGUGUAGAAAGAGGUUGGAGGAGUAUGAAACCAAAGAGAAAAUAGAGUUGAUGAUGAGGAGAAUGAGAGAUGAUGAUGAUUCAGAUGAGAACACGCCGGUUAGUGUUGUGCUUCGUCUUGAUGAGUGUUUAGAUGAUUAUGAAGGAGAGAGGCUUUCGCUUCUUGAGAGAUUGAAGUUUCUUGAAGAGGAACUCACUGAUCUGAAUGGUGAAGAGGACGAGAGCAAUGGUAGCAUCAAUGGAAACGUUCAUGGUAAGGAAACAAACAAGAAGCAUAGAGUAUUCAAGUCAAAGAGACUACUUCCACUGUUUGAUGGAGAGAUGGAAAAUGGAAACCACUAUGUAAACGGGGUUGAUGAAUCGGAGGAGAGUGAGGUUGUAACGGUGGAAGAAGAAGUUGAUGAGUUAUACGAGAGACUAGAAGCAUUGGAGGCAGAUAGAGAGUUCUUGAGACAUUGUGUUGGUUCAUUGAAAAAAGGGGACAAAGGUGUACUUCUACUCCAUGAGAUUCUGCAACAUCUACGUGAUCUCAAGAAUAUAGAUUUUAUUCGCGUUAGAGACAACGAACACAUGAGUUUUUGCGUUUGAAUUCAGUCUAUACAUAUGGUUUGCAUGAACAGAAGAAAUUAUACAGGUCAGGAAGUAACUCUGUUGCUUAAGAGGCAAGGAACAACAAUAAAUGGUCUGGAUGCAGAAGAAAAAAGCCAUAAAAGUCUGAGAUAGAGUAUCUAUUUGAUUCACUAAUGUUGUGUCAGAUGAGAAUGUCAAGUCUUUCUUUCGUUUUUAGCUAUAAAUUUUAUAAUAUAAAAUUUUCAGAUUUAUUAUACAGAAAUAGAGGAGUGUCAGCAUAAUGUUUCACUUUUUGUCUUUAUGAGUUGUAAUAGAAAAAAGGUAGAUUAUGAGUGUAUGUGUUUGUAGUGUAGAGGUUGAUUGGCAAGGAU